AGGAUUCAUCCUGGAAAACAGAAAAUGCCUUCUGAAGCUCCUGUCUGCAGGGUUGGGGAUGCAUUUCACAGCCAUGAAAUGCACUAACCACAGCGUCGCCAUGCUGCUUUGUGGUGGUGGCAUUCUGCCCACCUUUCAAUGCACCUCAACCUCCGCUGUCAACACCCUUGUUCUUCCAGUUUGGAACUUGCUAAAGUAAAAAAAAAAAAAAAAAAAGUGUCAACUGACCUGAAGUCUUAAUAGAAGCAUUUGAUGUGGGCGCACCCUACAUAAGUGCCCGACUUUUCUUCCAAGGUGCCUCUGGGUGGACUCAGACCUCCAAUCUUUUGGUUAGCUGCCGCGGGCGUUAACUGCACCACCCAAGGACUCCUGAUUAUCCCGACCUCCACCAAAUUUUCACAAGAUAGACCUAAUCACAGGAAAAAGUCCACACAGGCUAGUGAAUCCUAUACCUGGCUAUAAAUCUGAAUGACUUUCCGGGGAAAUAAAAGCAGAAGUUCUAAAAGCGACCAGACAGAAGUACAAAGUGUCUACACAGCUUUGGCGCCGCAAUGUUCCAAGGUACGUACCCUCUCAACAUGAAGCCCUCUUCCACUCUCUUUCCCUCUCUUUCUCUCUAGAAUACUCAAGACUUCACCGAUGAAAACUCAGCAAGUUCUCUAUCGUAAAGAGUUUUGACAACCAAACUAAGAAAAUUAAAGGAAAAUAGUAGAUGCCACUCUGCAGGGGGCAUUAAUUACCACUUACUGGAUACAUUCAAAGCCUUCAAGAGCCACAGAAACCAGGCAGCAAAAAAGGAGAAAGGAAAGCCAUGGACAACCUCACCAUUGCGGCUGGGAACAGCAGUCUCUGCACCAGAGAUUACAAAAUCAACCAGGUCCUCUUCCCCCUGCUCUAUACUGUCCUGUUUUUCAUCGGACUCAUCACCAACAGCCUGGCAAUGAGGAUUUUCUUUCAAAUCCGCAGUAAAUCCAACUUCAUUAUUUUUCUUAAGAACACAGUCAUUUCUGAUCUCCUCAUGAUUUUGACUUUUCCAUUCAAAAUCCUCAGCGAUGCUGAGCUGGGAACGGGGUCGCUGAGGGCCUUCGUGUGCCAAGUUACCUCCGUUGUAUUUUAUUUCACAAUGUAUAUCAGUAUCUCAUUCCUGGGACUGAUAACUAUCGAUCGCUACCAGAGGACCACCAGGCCAUUUAAAACACUCAAGCCCAACAAUCUCUUGGGAGCCAAGGUUCUCUCUGUUGUUAUCUGGGCAUUCAUGUUCUUACUCUCUCUGCCUAACAUGAUUCUGACCAACAAGAGGCCGAGAGAUAAGAAUGUGAAGAAAUGCUCUUUCCUGAAAUCAGAGUUUGGCCUGGUUUGGCAUGAAAUGGUCAAUUACAUCUGUCAAGUCAUUUUCUGGAUUAAUUUUUUAAUUAUCAUUGUAUGCUACACACUUAUCACCAAAGAGCUGUACAGAUCAUAUGUCAGAACACGGGGGGUGGGCAAAGUCCCCAAAAAAAAGGUGAACAUCAAAGUUUUCAUCAUCAUUGCUGUGUUUUUCAUUUGUUUUGUGCCUUUCCACUUUGCCCGAAUUCCCUACACCCUCAGCCAAACCAGGGACGUCUUUGACUGCUCUGCUGAGAACACCCUGUUCUACGUGAAAGAGAGCACGCUGUGGUUAACGUCCUUAAAUGCAUGCCUGGAUCCCUUCAUCUACUUUUUCCUUUGCAAGUCCUUCAAAAAUUCCUUGAUGAGUAUGUUGAAGUGCUCCAAUUCGGCAACAUUUCCAGCCCAGGAGCAGAGGAAAGAGGGGCAGAACAGCGGUACCCCAUCCCUAGAAACGCCAAUGUGAACACAUGAACUCCAGGAAACAGGUCAAUCUGUUAGCGUUUGGAGCUUCGAACUGGAAAGCACUAUAGGAGAUGAUGAACAGUGACUGAGAAACAACAAGCAGAAGAAAGCACACGUCAUCUUCCUUUCCUUUUCCAAUAUAAAAGCUGUCUUAAGAUGUAGAAGAGUAACUACCAUGUAGCUGUGUGGAAGAGCCAAGUGCAUCCAACUGCCAUGCUGCAUACGCAAAACUACACAGAAUUUAGGAUCUGCAGGGUGUCAGCAAAAUAUUUACCGUGAUUCUCUAUAUGCAUUAUUGACCAUAAUCCUUUUUUUUUUUUUUUUAA
Loxodonta africana (African savanna elephant) is the source of this 2156-nucleotide messenger RNA. RefSeq names its product purinergic receptor P2Y12 (gene P2RY12). Gene Ontology annotation, cellular component: membrane. Gene Ontology annotation, biological process: G protein-coupled receptor signaling pathway; blood coagulation. NCBI's taxonomy places the organism in Eukaryota, Metazoa, Chordata, Mammalia, Proboscidea, Elephantidae. Bases 812 to 1831 code for a protein of 339 amino acids. Gene Ontology annotation, molecular function: G protein-coupled purinergic nucleotide receptor activity. The transcript is spliced from 4 exons. The record is from RefSeq and is a predicted model, not a curated record.